AUGAAUUCCCUUUGGAUAACUACUUGGCUGCUCGCGGGUGUAUUUGUUUCAGCGUUGCCCACAGAGGACAGAAAGCUCGAGGACACGCAAAAUGACGUAUGUCGGCCUUGGCAGAAAGACACAGUCAUGUUGUUAUUAGGCAGCACCACGAAUUAUGCAAUGAAAGAAGAUGCUAUCCAGGUGUAUCUGCCUGCUGUUACAGUCUGCAUGAUUGCAGUUUCGUAUUCUAACGAUUCCGAAGUUGAAAAAUGUGUGUUCAGCUACGCUACCCAAGAAGAACCCGAUGAACUGCUUCUUUGCUUAAGUCCCGAUUUCCGAGUGCUCAUCCGGAGCGAGCCGAGGAAAUGUGAUAAAGGCAUUCCUGAGGAUGGGUUAUUUCACCAUAUCUGUUUCACAUGGAACAACGAAAACGGAGAUUAUAAAUUCUGGAUCGAUGGAGAAGUAGUCGGGGGUGGCUCUGGCUUUCAAAAUGGAACCUUGAUUGCUAGCGGAGGUACCGCAGUUGUUGGACAAGACCAAGAAGCAAUGGGAGGACCUUUCGAAAUAGGCAAGUCCUGGGUUGGUGCAGUGUCUGGAGUGAAUGUAUGGGGAACGGUUAAGUCGGACACUGACAUUAAAUCUAUGGCCCAGGAAUGUUACGUUACCGACGGAUCCAUCAUUUCUUGGCCUGAGCUGUAUAACAAAGGCAGUCUUCAUGGCAAAGUUUGCACUUUUCGUUAA
Messenger RNA from Pocillopora verrucosa, 720 nucleotides. NCBI's taxonomy places the organism in Eukaryota, Metazoa, Cnidaria, Anthozoa, Scleractinia, Pocilloporidae. The record is from RefSeq and is a predicted model, not a curated record.